GCUUCACUCUUGGAACAAAGGCAAAGAGAUGGAGUUUUCAAGUAGUAAACUCUUGGGUUCCUUGAGCUUUCUUGCUCUAGUUUUCACAGUCGUUCUUGGAGACCCUUUAGUUCCAGCUCUUAUCAUCUUUGGGGACUCUGUAGUCGAUGUGGGAAACAAUAACAAUCUCAACACAGUCAUCAAGGCCAACUUUCCUCCUUAUGGAAGAGACUUUGUGAAUCACAAACCAACUGGAAGAUUCUGUAAUGGAAAGCUUGCCACCGAUUUCACUGCUGAAUAUCUGGGAUUCACUUCAUAUCCAUCAGCUUACCUAAGCCAAGAAGCCAGCGGGAAGAACCUCUUGACUGGAGUCAACUUUGCCUCAGCUGCUUCUGGAUUUUACGACGCAACAGCACAGUUAUAUAAUUCGAUUUCACUGACCCAGCAACUGAAUAACUACAAGGAGUAUCAAAGUAAAGUGGUGAAUCUGGUAGGACAAACUAAAGCCAAUGCCAUAUUCUCUGGAGGCAUCCACCUUCUAAGUGCAGGGAGCAGUGAUUUCAUUCAGAACUACUACAUCACUCCCCUCGUUACGGUCUAUACGCCUGAUCAAUUCUCGGACAUUCUCAUUAGAUCCUACUCUACAUUCAUUCAGAAUUUGUAUGGGUUGGGAGCAAGAAGGAUUGGAGUUACAAGCUUACCGCCAACAGGGUGUUUGCCAGCAGCAAUCACCCUAUUUGGCAAUGGAAACAACCAAUGCGUCACAAGACUAAACGGAGAUGCCAUUUCAUUCAACAAGAAGCUAAAGAGCACAUCUCAAAGUUUGCAGACCAAACUUCCGGGCCUCAAGCUUGUGGUCUUCGAUAUCUUCCAGCCUCUGCUGGAUAUGGUCACAAAGCCUAGUGAUAAUGGGUUCAUGGAGUCGAGACGAGCUUGCUGUGGAACAGGAACAUUAGAAACCUCUGUGCUUUGCAACUCGGGGUCUAUAGGAACAUGUAGCAAUGUGACUGGUUAUGUGUUUUGGGAUGGAUUCCAUCCCUCUCAAGCUGCCAACGAGGUCUUGGCCGGUGAUCUACUUCAGCAGGGUUUCGAUCUUAUAUCCUGAACUUAUUGCACGGUGGAAUAAUUAGUACAACUGGUCUACUGUAAUCUCGUUAUUUUAUUUUUAUUUUUUAAUUUUUCCAUCUCGUAAUUUUACAUUGAAGUAUCUGGUGGUUUUAGUUUGAGAUGAGUUCAGUGUAAGAGGGUAGCUGCAUGUUCUGAACUCUAAACGUUUCUAAUUGAUAAAUUUAGUAUUUCUUGCUUUAGUAAUAA
This is a messenger RNA of Rosa chinensis, 1293 nucleotides long. RefSeq names its product GDSL esterase/lipase At5g03810. Gene Ontology annotation, molecular function: hydrolase activity, acting on ester bonds. NCBI's taxonomy places the organism in Eukaryota, Viridiplantae, Streptophyta, Magnoliopsida, Rosales, Rosaceae. Bases 29 to 1084 code for a protein of 351 amino acids. The transcript is spliced from 5 exons. The record is from RefSeq and is a predicted model, not a curated record.